GUAUUGCUUACUGUUUGAAGAAUGUCACUAUCUUCAAAUUAGCAAACUCCUUUUCAUAAUUACUGUCUUAUCGACUUUGAGGAAAGGAUGUGUCAAUACACUUAAAAUAAGGCAUUUCCCUCUCUUUUUUAAAAAAUCAUUUAUGUAUGCUAGGCUAAGUGCAACUUUAGUAAACCAUACUUGUAAGAACCAUUUUUAAAAGUAUUUGUAUGUUAGAUUUAAUUCUCUCUUGGGGUAUAGGUAUGGUGGUGGUGCCCUGAGAAAACCCAGCAGUGAAUGUGAAGAAGUUCUGCUUCUAAGGACCUUCUUAGGACCUUAAGAUUAGGAAAAGAGAGGCAGAGUAUGUGAGAGAGAGUUUUUAAGAGUGUGUUUUUGAGGUCAUGUGUGCUUUGAAAGGUGAGAGGUCAGCCUCAAAUGCGCUUCCUAGGAACUGUCCUUGGUUUUUGAUACAGGGUGGCUCACUGGGACUGGAACUGAGGAAGCUAGGCUGACGAGCACACGAUUGAAUGAGCUGCUGCCCCGGCCCUUGAAAAAGGGUUGCAAAGUAUUUAUAUACUUGGUUUUUAUUUGUAGCAUAUCUUUUGAGUGCUAUAGACUGUGAUUCUCAGUGGUGGGUUGGGCGAUAUUCUAUACUAAUUGGCAAUGUCUAGAGACAGUUGUGAUUGUCACAACUGAAGUACUGGACAUCCUAAAUGCACUAGAUAAACCCCUUCCACCCUCCAAGACUUCUCAAAGCCAGUGAGCAGUUUUCAGACUUUGUCUCCACUCUGUAUUAAGUAUAUAUUGCGAGCUGAAGUGAAGUCACCUUUUCCCCAUCUGUUUCUUGUUUCCUGGUGGCAAGUGCUGCUUUUCACUCACUGCUCAAGCUAAAGGCUGAGGUGUCUCUAGUUGUCAUUGUAUUCUGUCUCUCACUCCACCCCACCACCUUGGCUCACAAUGUAGCUCAGGCUGGCCUCAAGACAGUUCGGGGUCACCUUUGUCCCACCAUGCCUGGCUGGCUUUAUCCACCAGCAAGCUUUUGGGCUCAUUCCUGCUGCUUUGACUAGUUCGUGCUAAUUUAGUUUUUAACUACAGAUUUGUUUGUUACUGUAAGCUACUCUAUGCCUGCUGUGGGACAGUGUGUACUGUUUUUUCUGUGUAAAGUAUUUGUAGUUCUCAGGAUUUCUCCCAUUUUCCCUGUGGCACAGCCUUUCUUCCUGUCCAGGUUUUUCUUCAUUGAGGAUUCAUCCUAGCUGUCAUUUUCUGGAUAUCUGUGCUGACUCUUAUCUUCUACCAUAUUACAGAUCCUGUGUCUCAUGAAGCUAAUGGAUAGCACAUGUUGUAGUCAAUUUCUUGUACAGCCAUCUAAAGUUCUUUAUUUCUUGUUACACAUACUGAACCCCACCUGUAAUCAUAGCACUUGGGUAGUUGAAAAAAGCUCACCAGUUUAAAGAAGUGUAGCUGAAGUUUGGCUACCAAGCAAGUUCAAGGCCAUGGGUUAUGUGAGUGAGACACUCCUUCCCCAAAAAACUUCUGAAAAUAUUUUGCCUUUGGCAAAUGUUCACAAUGGUAAUUUUAAAAGAUGGAGAUAAGAAUAUUGGUUUUUAAAGUGAAGAAAUGAGAGUUUCUUAUGGAAAAAAGAAAGGGAGAUCGGCCUGUGGAGCUUUGCAGUAGGAGUCUUGAUUAGCAUCAAGCCUAAUGACUUCUUUCCUAGACAGUUUUCAUAGUUUGCUCCACGCUCCUCUACUUGCCAGAGUUUAAGACCCAGCUCAAAUCUUAAUGGUGUUUUGAAAUUUUUCAUGAAAAAAAUUACCUCUUCAUUUUUCACAUCAGUAUUUUUGUCUUAGCUUUUCUUUUAUUUUCUUAAAUAAAUCUAAUUUAUUCUCCAAAAAAAUGUGAAGUCUAAGACGAUCCAGUCCAACAUGAUGUAAGAGCUACAUGAUCAUCAGAAAUGCAACCCCCUUCUUUCUGUAGAAGCUGCCAAUGCAACUCACUUACCAGAGUGCUCGCUGAGCAGACUGGUGCUCUGGGUUCCAUCCCUAGCACCACAUAAUGGGAUGUGGUGGUACAUGCUUGUAACAACUCUUAGAAAGCAGGGGCAAGAAGAUCUGGAGUCCAAGAUCAUCCUUGGGUACCCAGCAUCUUCUGGGCUGCCCUGAAGUACAUAAGACCUUAGCACAAUGAAAGAGGAGGCUGGAGGAAGAGAAGAGGGUUUCACCUAAGUAAUCCCGUAUCUUUGUUUCCCAGGGAUAAUUUGGGGUCCUAAGCAUGCCAGGAAUUAAAGUAUAUAUUCAAAGUAGAAAUCCUAGUGCUUCGAGAUUCUCUUUUGUUGAAAACAAAUGGAAGCAUGGUUGGGGAUGUAGCUCAGUGGCAUAGUGCUUAUCUUGAAUUUCAGAUCUCUGUGAGUUCAAGGCCAGCCUACUCUACAUAGCAAGUCCUAGGCUAGCCAAGACUAUAUAGUAAGACCCUGUCUCAACAAAAACAGAGGGGGGUGGGGUUAAAAUGUGAAGUUGAAGCAAAGACGUUGAUGAGAGAGGUCAGGUAACUAGGUAACUAGGUAAGUGAAAGAUCCUGAUGGUCACAGGCUAAAAGACUUGAUAUUUUCAGCACCGUAGUUUCUUCCCUAAGUAAUAAAUAUAUGCAAAGAAAUCAUAUUUGUAGAGUUUUGACAGCCCAAUUCUAAAAUUUAUUUUAAAAUCCAAAGAGUUUAAGGAUUUCUAAAGUAAUUAUGACCCCAGAGAAAGGAAAAUCAUUAGUACCUUAUUUUACAACUUAUCACAAAUAUUCGUAAUCAAGGUGGUGUGGGUACUGGCAUAAUAUAAAUGAAUAGAAUAAAGUAAAGUGUCCUGAAUCAGCUUGCAUUCAUAGAUAGAUGGAUGACCAGGCUUUUGUUUUGUUUUGUUUUAGCAGAAGUGUAUAAUUAAAUACGGAAAUGAACUUCAGUAAACUAGUAUAGGGGCAGGAAAACAACUUUGUCGGAUUCAUUUGGUGGUUAUUAUUUGGUGGUUUUUUGUUGUUACUUUUCCUGCUCGCCUGGGACCUGGAGAUGAAGCCCGGGCCAUCACACUUGCACAGCAAGUACUUUUACCCACAUUGCUGUCUUGUUAGCCCCAAAUGCCAGAAUAUGGGGGGUGGGGGGGAGACCUUGAUCAUUACUUUCCUCUUAGGUAAAAAAAUUAAUUCAAGAAUACCAUGAAACUAAAUAUAAAAGUUUUAAUUUCUAAGAGAAAACAUAAAAGAAAUCAUUUGUAACUUCAGUAAGCAAAAGUUUUUCAAGUCAAAAAAAAAAAAAUACUAAUUAUAAAAGAAACAGUUGAGCCAGUUGGUGGUGCACACACCUUUAAUCUCAGCACUUGGGAAGCACAGAGGUGGAUCUCUGAGUUCGAGAUUAGCCUGGUUUACAUAGUAAAUUCCAGGACAACUAAGGUUACACAGACAAACCCAGUCUCAAAAAACGAAAUAAAUAACAGUUGAUAUAAAUUAAAAAUAACCUCGUUUCAAAAGACAUCAUUUACCAAUACCAAAGAGUAUACUCCAAGCAAAGGAUAUAAGGGUAUUUUUAAUAACUGUAUCAGUAGCGACUCGUAUCCCAGAUGUAGAAAGAACUCCUGUAACUAAAUAAUAAAAAGAUAAACAGCCUAAUUUUUUUAAUUGUUAGGAAAAAUUUUGUCUACCUAAUAGAUACCCAACUAUUACAAACUAACUGGUAAAAGAAGUACAUGAAAAGAUGCUUAACAGUUUUCAUCCUCGGGAUAAUAGAAAUUCAAACCACGUUUCUCCACUAGAAUAAUUAAGUUAGAAUGGUGAAUGCCAGAGCAGUCUAGCCAGUUUGGAAAACAGUUUGGCAGAAUCUUUAAAAAAUAAACACAAGCAACCAACCUUAUUCCUUCAGUAUUUAACUAAGUUAACGUAAGUGUAUGCUUAUCCAAAGAUUUAUACUCAGGUGUUUAUAGAACUUUUGUUCCUAGUAGCCAGAAGCUGGGAAAUGGAAACAUUUAUCAGAUGGUGACUUAGUGAGUGAACACUGUUCAUUGGGCUGUUCCUGUGCACUAGCAGAGCUCUAGUGGAACAUCAGUACACUUGCAGAGAGUACGGAUGAAAGCUCUGCAGUGUGCUAAGGGAAAGAGCCGGACUCACAGAACCACACAUGGCAAGCUUCUCUGGGUGUAGAAUCCUGGACCUGACAGCUCUAUUGGCAUAACAAGUCCUUAAAGUCUAGGGACUAGGGAGCAGGAGAGAGAGAAUUGGUACCAGAGGAGCAUCAGUUGUCUCAGUGAGUGUUUUACUGCUGUGAACAGACACCAUGACCAAUACAGCUCUUAUAAAGGACACCAUUUAAUUGGGCCUGGCUUACAGGUUCAGAGUGCAGUCAUUAUCACCAAGGUGGAAAUAUGGCAGCAUCCAGGCAGGCAUGGUGCAGGAGGAGCUGAUCUGAAGGCUGCUAGCAAAAUACUGGCUUCCAGGCAGCUAGGAUGAGGGUCUUAAAGCCUACAGCCACAAUGACACCUACUCCAACAGGGCCACACCUUCUAAUAGUGCCACUCCCUGGGCAGAGCAUAUAAAACAACAGUGAUGGACAGAGUUCUGUAUAGUUGUGGUUAUAACAUUAUAGAUUUUAAAAGUUUUCAUUUUAUACAGAAUUGGUGGAUUUUUUAUUAGCAUAUCUUAUUGAAUUAGUGGAUUUUAUAUUAGUGGGUUAUUCCUUAGUAAAGCUGAUUGAUUAUAAAUGGUUAAGAGAUGACCAUAUGUGUCACUAAAGAAGACUAAAUGACUUUUGGUCAUAUAAAAACUAUUUAGCAUCGCUAGUCAUAGUGGCAAUCCUAACUAGAGCCCUAAUGAUACUUAAGUACUCUCCACCCAUGGAAUGGCCGUGUGUGUAUCAAGACUCUGGGGCUGAGGAGUGCCUGGUAUACACUAACACUGCUGGCAGAAGUGUAAAAUGGUACAGUUGCUUUGGAAAGUAGUUGGUAGUCUCUUAGAAAGUUAAGCAUUAACAUUUACAUCACCAUUCUGCUCAGGAGUGCUGAGGUUUCUAUAGAAGUCAUUGAAUUCUCUUCAAGUAGACACUAUUACAAUGGUUUUCAACCUUCCGAAUCCUAUGACCCUUUAACAUGGUUCCUCAUGUUGUGGUAACUCCCAACCAUAAAAUAACUUUGUUGCUACUUCAUAAUUGUAAUUUUGUUAUUGUUAUGAAUCGUAGUGUUAAUAUCUGUGUUUCCUGAUGGUCUUAGGCAGCCCCUGUGAAAGGGGUAAAAACCACUCACUACUCACAGGGUAAAAACCACUACACUUAAGUCGUACUUCAGUCAAGUGAUUUUGUAAAUCCUAAUUGCAAAAUUUCUGAGUGCUCUGGAAGAAUCAAGUCACUUGUGUGUAAAAUAGAAAAUAGACGUGUGGCUAGAGAGAAGACUCAGCUAUUAAGAGUGGUGGCGCACGCCUUUAAUCCCAGCACUUGGGAGGCAGAGGCAGGAGGAUUUCUGAGUUCGAGGCCAGCCUGGUCUACAAAGUGAGUUCCAGGACAGCCAGGGCUACACAGAGAAACCCUACCUGGAAAAAAAAAAAAAACCAAAAAACAAACAAACAAAAAAAGAGUUGCUACUUUUGUUGAAGACCUGAGUUAAGUUCACAGCACCCACAUCAGAUGAUUCAUUGUAACUAAUUCCAGCUCCAGAGAAUCUGAUACCCUCUUCAGAACUCCAAGGGCACCUGUACACCACAUAAUUUUAAAAUAAUAAUUAAAAAAAAACUCCAAAAAAGAAAAUAAGAAUCAUUUAGUCUAGUUCUUGUACUUUGAGAAGCAUUUUCCUGAAGAAUUUGUUAGACAAGGCUUUGGGAUAAUGAAAAAUAGUCAUCAGAAAUACAGUAGUUUUAAAGACUACAGUAGAGUUACAUAGCAUUUUACCCAUGAUGUAGUAAGUUGGAGCUAAGGACAUGACUUCAUGUGUAAAGUGUUUGGUGUGUAAGCAUGACCUGAGCUUAGAUUUCCCCACACCCAUUUAAAAGCUGUGCAUGUGGGCAUGUGCCUGUAACUUCAGUUUUGGAGGCUGAAGACAGGGCAGAUCCCAGGAACUCUAGCCAAAGUGGUGAGCUCUCAACUCUAUGUGUCUCAGAACAUAAGGUGGAGGGAAGUGGUGUGGCAGAGAAAGGCCUCUAGAGGGGACACAACAGAUGAGAGUACCUGCACAUAUGUGCAUACACUGUACACCCCCCAAGGGUGCCAUAGAUGUUAUAGUUAUUUAUAUUACUUAGCAGUAGUAGGUUUGUGUCCAGUAGACUAUUAAUAGUACUGCCAUUAUCAUAGCAAAGCUUGAAAACAAUCCUAAAUGUCUCUUAGCAGUAAAAUAGAUAACUUGUAACUUCGUUGUUACAGGUUAACAUUUUCUGACUCAUUGAACAUUUUCUGGCUUGUGCAAUAAUGUACAUUGGUCAUUUUGUAAGUAAAUAAGUAAAGUAAGAUAAGUUUGUCAUAAGUUUGGUUACAUGAAGCUCAGAGUAGUAGCCAGUUGUGUGUGGGUUAUUAACUAGGCGUUGGUACAUUGAGUGAUUUAGGUUUGUGAAAGCCCACUGGAUUAUAUCAUUAACAGUUACACACUUCCCUUUAAGUAAGUUACAUGUCACUGAAAAUUACUUAAAUAAAAAUGUACACCAAAUUUAAAAAGAGGUGACAAGUGUCCAAAGGUGGUAUUGAAACAUUAACUGAUAGCAUCUUUGGCAUAUAGAUUUUCAUGGAGGGAUUUUCUUUCUAUACAGUUUUCAAAUAACUUAAACUUUCUGCUUAAGCAAAUGUUUUAUGUUAUGAAAAUGAAGCAUGGUGUUACUUUGUGAGGUUGGGUAUGGGAGUGCACACCUCUAGUGUUGACACUUAGGAAACAACAAGCGAGUUCAAACAAGACUUGCAAGUUCAAGGUCAGCCUAAGCUAUAAAGUAGGUUCCAGGCCAGACUGCUGAUGACACUGUCUCAAAAAACCCAAACAAAGAAAAACAGCCAAAUGUGAACUAGGAUUUUCACAAAUGACCAUGCUUUAUUACGUUGGUAUUUGAUCCUCAUUUUUUUAUGUACUUAGAGACAGGGUAUCACCAUACAACUCUUGCCUAGACUUUGCUAUGUAGACCAGGCUAGCCUCAAACUCAUGGAGCUGCACCUCCAGAGACAGUGAUUAAAGCAGUGUUAGGUAAGGCUAGCCUCGAGCUGGUAGCAGUCCUCCUAUCUCAGCCUCUGGGUUCCAGGCUUGUACUACCAUGCUUAGCUGUUCUUGCAUUGUCUUAACUUUUCAGUAGGUUAUGUGAUCUGGUAGUCCAAAACUCAAAAGAAAGAGUAUAUAUACAGUCGAAAGUACCUUUCCUCCUUACCCACACUCCUGAGAGUGGUAUGUUCUUCAAGUUAGGAAAUAUGCUAAACUCCCCCUUUUCCUCCUUUCUUUAUCUCUUUCUUCCUUUUCCUCCCACCCCUGUCUUUUGUGGUUCUAGGGACUGAACCAAAGAGCCCAUGUGUACCAAGCAGGUACCUACCUACCACUGAGCCAUGCCCCAACAUUUUUUAACUUUUUACAUUUGAGUCCAGGUUUCACUAAGUUGCCCAGGCUGGCUGGCCUUGAUUCACCCGAGUGUUGUAUGGCACUGUUCCUGGGAAGACAUGAAUAAACAUCUAGGAAACACACAGAGGAAACCCAUGGAAAACCAAAUUAAUGAUGAGGCUGGCCGAGAUGCUGAUGUUGGUACCAGGGAGCACGUGGGCCCUAGCAGCUCCCUGCCGCCCCGGGAAGAGAAGCAGGAGCCAGUUGUGGUAAGGCCCUAUCCACAGGUACAGAUGCUGCCUGCACACCAUGCUGUCGCCUCAGCCACCCCUGUCGCAGUGACAGCCCCGCCAGCACACCUGACACCAGCAGUACCACUCUCUUUUUCGGAAGGACUUAUGAAGCCGCCCCCGAAGCCUACCAUGCCUAGCCGUCCCAUUGCGCCUGCUCCCCCUUCUACCAUGUCACUUCCCCCGAAAGUUCCCGGGCAGGUUACUGUUACCAUGGAGAGCAGCAUCCCUCAAGCUUCAGCCAUUCCCGUGGCAACAAUCAGUGGACAACAGGGGCAUCCCAGUAACCUGCAUCACAUUAUGACCACAAAUGUGCAGAUGUCCAUAAUCCGCAGCAACGCUCCCGGGCCCCCACUUCACAUUGGAGCUUCCCACUUACCUCGAGGUGCAGCUGCUGCCGCUGUGAUGUCCAGCUCUAAAGUAACUACAGUCCUGAGGCCAACUUCACAGCUGCCAAAUGCUGCUACGGCGCAGCCAGCAGUACAGCACCUCAUUCACCAGCCAAUCCAGUCUCGGCCACCUGUGACCACCUCCAGUACAAUCCCUCCUGCUGUAGUAGCAACAGUCUCAGCCACCAGAGCGCAGUCUCCUGUCAUCACUACGACAGCGGCCCACGCGGCUGACUCGACGCUCAGUCGGCCCACUUUAUCUAUCCAGCAUCCACCAUCUGCAGCCAUUAGUAUCCAGCGUCCUGCACAGUCUCGAGAUGUGACAACAAGAAUCACACUACCUUCUCAUCCUGCGUUAGGGACUCCGAAACAGCAGCUCCAUACAAUGGCUCAGAAAACCAUCUUUAGUACUGGCACACCAGUGGCUGCAGCUACAGUAGCACCUAUUCUGGCAACCAACACGCUUCCUUCAACAACCACAGCUGGAUCUGUGUCGCACACACAAGCUCCCACAAGUACAAUUGUUACCAUGACAAUGCCCUCCCAUUCAUCCCAUGCUACUGCUGUGACCACUUCAAAUAUCCCAGUUGCUAAGGUGGUGCCCCAGCAGAUCACACACACUUCCCCUCGGAUCCAGCCUGAUUACCCUCCAGAGAGGAGUAGCCUGAUUCCCAUUUCCGGCCAUCGGGCCUCUCCAAAUCCAGUGGCCAUGGAAACCCGAAAUGACAACAGACCUUCCGUUCCUGUUCAGUUCCAGUACUUCUUGCCAACUUACCCACCCUCUGCCUACCCGCUGGCUGCACACACCUACACCCCCAUCACCAGCUCUGUGUCCACUAUCCGGCAGUACCCAGUUUCUGCUCAAGCCCCAAACUCCACCAUCACAGCUCAAACUGGUGUUGGUGUAGCAUCUACAGUCCACCUGAACCCCAUGCAGCUGAUGACAGUGGAUGCCUCACAUGCCCGACAUAUCCAGGGGAUCCAGCCAGCACCCAUCAGUACACAGGGAAUCCAGCCAGCCCCCAUUGGGACAUCAGGGAUCCAGCCAGCACCAAUUGGCACCCCAGGAAUCCAUUCAGCAGCCCCAAUCAACACUCAGGGGCUUCAGCCAGCAGCAAUGGCUAAUCAGCAGCCACAGCCUGAGGGGAAAACCUCAGCAGUGGUGUUGGCAGAUGGAGCUACAAUUGUAGCCAACCCUAUUAGCAACCCAUUCAGUGCUGCUCCAGCGGCAACCACAGUGGUCCAGACACACAGUCAGAGUGCUAGCACCAACACACCAGCCCAGGGCUCUUCUCCCCGGCCCAGCAUACUGCGGAAGAAACCUGCCACAGAUGGGAUGGCAGUCCGGAAAACUCUCCUCCCUCCUCAGCCUCCUGACGUGGCUACUCCUCGAGUAGAAAGCUCUAUGCGGAGUGCUUCUGGGUCACCUAGACCUGCAGGUGCCAAACCUAAAUCCGAAGUGCAUGUGUCUAUAGCCACUCCAGUUACAGUGUCCUUGGAGACCAUAUCCAAUCAAAAUGCCGAACAGCCUACCGUUGCUGUCCCUCCGACUGCCCAGCAGCCUCCACCGACCAUUCCCAGCAUGAUUGCGGCAGCCAGUCCUCCAUCCCAACCAGCCAUUGCCCUUUCCACCAUUCCCGGAGCCGUGCCUGUCACUCCACCCAUCACCACCAUUGCUGCCACACCAACGCUGUCAGCCCCAGUGGGCGGCACUCCUUCCACGGUCCUGGGGCCUCCUGUUCCUGAGAUCAAAGUGAAGGAAGAAGCGGAGCCAGUGGACAUCACCAGGCCUGUCUCCACAGUCCCUCCUCUGGCCACCAACACGGUGUCUCCAUCUCUUGCUUUGCUGGCAAGCAACCUGUCCAUGCCUCCAAGUGACCUCCCACCUGGUGCCUCCCCAAGGAAAAAGCCUCGAAAGCAGCAGCACGUGAUCUCGACAGAGGAGGGGGAUAUGAUGGAGACAAACAGCACUGACGAUGAGAAGUCCGCUGCCAAGAGUCUCCUGGUAAAGGCUGAGAAGCGCAAGUCUCCUCCCAAAGAGUACAUUGAUGAGGAAGGUGUGAGGUAUGUCCCAGUGCGACCCAGACCUCCCAUUACUUUGCUACGUCACUAUCGGAACCCCUGGAAAGCUGCUUAUCACCACUUUCAGAGGUACAGUGACGUCCGGGUCAAAGAGGAGAAGAAAGCUAUGCUACAGGAAAUAGCUAAUCAGAAAGGAGUGUCCUGCCGUGCCCAGGGCUGGAAAGUUCACCUCUGUGCUGCCCAGUUACUACAGCUGACAAAUCUAGAACACGACGUUUAUGAAAGACUCACCAACCUACAGGAAGGGAUUAUCCCAAAGAAAAAGGCAGCGACUGAUGACGAUCUACAUCGAAUAAAUGAGCUGAUACAGGGAAACAUGCAGCGGUGUAAACUAGUGAUGGACCAAAUCAGUGAGGCCAGAGACUCUAUGCUUAAGGUUCUGGAUCACAAGGACCGGGUGCUGAAGCUGCUCAACAAGAACGGGACGGUCAAGAAGGUGUCAAAGUUGAAGCGGAAGGAGAAGGUGUAGGCCGGAAGAAUCAGGACUCGGAAACAGAAUUUAUGAAGAAUGAUGCUGCGGGGGUCGGGGGGGAGGGGGAGAGGGCUUUGCUACUUUGACAAUGGAGCAUUGAAUUACAGGACACUUUUCUUCAUUCACUUGAGGAAGCAGAUCUGGUGGCACAGAAGGAUCAGAACUGGACUGACGUGCCGAGUCCUCCUUCCUCCAGACGCACACCUAUUGCACCUCAGUUUUCAGGGACUCCAGACACUUGGUGACACAGAUGGCCGGCUGAGGUUUCAGCCUUUCAGCCCAUAGACUGUAUUUAUCUGGUGGAUUCCUGUAGGGCCUGAGCUGAGCCUGGACUGAAAGUAUCCACUUGGACAAUCUAUCCUCUCUAGACUAAACAUAAAACCUCUUCUUACCCCAGUCACUUCUCCUGUUUGACUGUCCAGUGCCCAAGUUGGCCUUCUACAGUGGUGCCACAGCACCCAGAGAACUGCCACAUCUCACGCAAAAGGAUCCAGCGAUCAGUUCUUGUCAUUUUCAAAAGAACCAUUUCCAAGUGACACUGUUACACUGUCUGCCCUGCCUGUGUCAGAGCUGGAUUCUUGUGGAGGUUGAGAGCAGACAACACUAACUGCUCUGGGAUCCUGUUCUAGAGGACAUUUCAGUUAUCUGUCCUUCCCUACCGUGUGAUGCUGUUAGUCAUAUGUACCACGCAUCUCCAAACAUCAAUAAAGGACUAGAAGAGGUUUUUGUAGAUGA
This is a messenger RNA of Mus musculus (house mouse), 11461 nucleotides long. It is a transcript of the gene Sap130, whose product is annotated as Sin3A associated protein. The record is from RefSeq and is a predicted model, not a curated record. NCBI's taxonomy places the organism in Eukaryota, Metazoa, Chordata, Mammalia, Rodentia, Muridae. The coding region runs from base 7613 to 10723 and encodes 1036 amino acids. Gene Ontology annotation, biological process: regulation of DNA-templated transcription. Gene Ontology annotation, cellular component: nucleus. The transcript is spliced from 20 exons.